This is a messenger RNA of Branchiostoma belcheri (Belcher's lancelet), 1504 nucleotides long. RefSeq lists its product as uncharacterized. The record is from RefSeq and is a predicted model, not a curated record. The coding region runs from base 291 to 911 and encodes 206 amino acids. The transcript is spliced from 7 exons. Lineage: Eukaryota; Metazoa; Chordata; Leptocardii; Amphioxiformes; Branchiostomatidae.
AAAGGUGUGUGGGGUUAGGGUUAAUAUUUGACACUGCUUUAUAUAUCCUCCUAGUCGGCCCCUUGGAAUGCAAAGAACGCCUGUCCCGCGCUGCCUAGUCAAACAGUAGGUGAACAGGCGGCCGACACACAACAUAUGUUUCCAAUCCACCACCGCUAGCACUCCUAAAGCCUCCAACGUCAAGCGAUCGAGGGGGUCCCGGGUUCGAUUCCCGUGAACGACAUAUUUCUCCGUUGCAGUCAAGCCUGUGUGCCUGUGGAAAGGAACCGUGAAACGACAGAGCGGCGAAGAUGGGAGGAUACGGUACAGCCCUGUCGGUAGUUUGCGUGACCCUGGCCGUCUUAGCUGUGGAGGGAAUCGACCUCACGAGAACAUGGUCUCAGGGCCGAAGCAUGAACAGCGGCCGUGUUGGCAGGGACGUCGCCGUGAGUCGGUCUAAGCGCGCGUACUGGGAUGACUGCAGAAACGACGGGGACUGUCUGGACGGCGGCAGGGAGGACGGCCUGCUGUCCUGCCAGGAGCUCAUCUACGACAACGACCUCAAGCGGUGCCAGACGAAGACGUGCGAGCGGGACGCCCAGUGCGGGCAGCAGGGGAAGUGCUCCAUCGACCCGCUGGACACGAUCGGGGGCUGCGCCGUGCGCUGUGACGGCCUGGACGACUGCGACUCCGGCGAGAAAUGCCACAAAGAACCCGGAGACACCUACGGAGCCUGUCAGUACAUCAUCUUAUCUAAGUGUAACGUGAACUCUGACUGCGCGCAGAACGAGCGAUGUGCCCGCCGGGACGGGGAGUCGCGAGGCGCGUGCGGAAGGACCUGCGGACGGCGGUCCGACUGUAACGACGGGGAGGACUGCAUCCGGGAGCCCGGGGCCAGGGAGGGCGCCUGCCGCUUCAUAGCCAAGAACUAAGAACGAUCGAUUAUCAUCUUGACUGAAAAGGGAAGAAAGAAGAAGAGAGAAAGAAAAGAACGAAGCAACCGGCUACGGCACCAGUCAUCUCUUCCAUAAUGACGCUCGAAGUUCUGUAUAUAGAACAUCUAAGUUAUAAAUCUAUAAAAACUUUGCCAAAUUUACAAUUCUAAUUACGAUAGCUGUGCUGAUUAUUUUUUGCAAAAAUUGACAUAUUGUCACUUAUUACCAUUUUGACGAUGUAUACCUCAUUUUAUCUUUCGUAUUUAGGUGUAAGGUUAUACUAAUUAAAACUUGUUCCAGAUAUGAAGCAAACUACAAUUAUGAUAUACGUGUAUUAUACAUUUAUAACCUACUCUUUACUUUAUAACUUCGCUGGUGUGUUACGCCGACGGGUGGAUAUACUGGUUAUAGAGAUACAGAAAUACAGAAACAGAAACUCUUUUUAAAACAAAAUUAUUCUACAUAUAUAUGAUGUGAUUAUAGACCAAAGCGCCGUAUUUUUUGCAACGUCGUAACCUUCCUGAUAUAAAGUUACGGUUUUGACAGGUUUCUUGAUUUAACAAAAUAGGUUGAAAGGUCGGCAAUCCAUA